AUGUGUGCUGGUUCCCCAAGCAGGCCGAGUGUCUCUGUUGAGGAGGAGCAGACCACAUCACAGGAGAAGCCUGUUCCUGCUUUGCCAGCCACCCCCUCCACUUCCUGUCAGGAUCCUUCCCCAGAAAAGAAGGCAGAAGACCAAACUCAGUCUUUGGAUCCGCAGAAUGCUUCUGAGGAGAAGGUGCCUAGUAGCGGCAAGCUCCCCCUCCCUGAACCAUUCUCUCCCCGUAGAAGGAACUCAAACAGCAGCGUGUCAUCGGAGGGGGCAUCACCGUCGAAUUUGCCCCUGAAGGUGGCGGGGGACGCCGAGGACCGUAAAAAGCUCGUGAAAGCCUACAGGCUGAAAGAGAUGAUGAAGCUGGAGAGGAGCAAGGAGAGGAAACAAAGGAGAGGCAAACACCCGGUCUAUGAAUACAGCGGCCCUCUCGACCGCAGCAAGAUGACCAUGAGGGACCUCCUGUACUACCUGCCAGAGACCAAUCCAAUGUCGACCCCUGUUAUGGAAGAACAGUUGCAAACUGAGAAGGCGAAUCCACCCUCACCCAACAAAGAGUUGCAAGAGAAGAAGCAGGAUGACGAGGAUGAGGAGUUUGAGGAAGAUGACAAUGCAAUGGACGAGCAGCUGUUGGUGCCCAAGGUGAAAGUGGCAGAAGACGGCUCAUUGGUCAUUGAUGAGGAGAGUUUAACUGUGGAAGUCCUGAGGGCAAAAGCCUCCGCUGUGGUGGAGGAGAAUGACCCCAUCUUUGAGCGCGGCUCCACAACCACCUACUCCAGCUUCAAGAAGCUCUGCCACACCAAAGUCUGGUCAAACAAAGAGACAGACAUGUUCUUCCUGGCAAUCAGCAUGGUGGGGACGGACUUCUCUUUGAUCUGUCAGCUCCUCCCCCAUCGAACCCGAGCUGAGAUCAAGAAUAAAUUCAAAAGGGAGGAACGUGCAAAUGCCUGGAGGAUUGAUAAAGCAUUCAGAGAGAAACGGCCAUUUGAUCUGAAGUUCUUCAGCACACUGCUGGAGUUGGUCUUGGCUGCAGAUAAGAAGAAGAGAAAUAAACCCAAAAAAAAGGCCUCAGGUGGGGCAAAGCCAAGACGUAAACGAAAAGCCAAGAAGGCAUCAACGAAAGGAGCCAAUGGGGAUCAGGUCACCUCAGACGUAGACCUGGACAGCGAUGCGGCCGCGGGUGACUCGGAGACGGCCGAGAAGGAGAACGAGGACUGCUCCAAUGUGGUGGAGUCCGCGGACGAGCCCGUGACCACCAAAAGGAAGCGCAAGCGCAGAAAGAAGGAUCAGGAGGAUAAGGAAGAGGAGGAGGAGGAGGAGGAGCAGCCCUCAGUCAAAAGGCAGGCGAAAGGAAGAAGGAGAAAACGGAGCAAAAAAACACAAAAUGACAAGGCAGUUGUAAUUGACUCUGAAGAAGAAGUUGCUGAUGGCCGGCCAGAUGCUGAAGAGGCUGUCUUGUCACAGACAGUGGAUAGUGUGGAAGACGGAAUGGGGGAACCUGAAGGUAAACCAGCCUGGAAAUCCAGAAGACGCACCCAGAAACCCACACCCAAACUGGGGCGUGCAAAACGGAAGAAGAAAACCUGUGAGUCUGAUGAAAGGCCUGGAGAGAUGGAAGAGGAGGAAGGCGUGGCAGACUGUGACUCUGUUCCCAAGGCUAGCGAUGAAGCCGCC
Megalops cyprinoides (Indo-Pacific tarpon) is the source of this 1671-nucleotide messenger RNA. Its product is annotated as transcription factor TFIIIB component B'' homolog. Gene Ontology annotation, molecular function: TFIIIC-class transcription factor complex binding. Gene Ontology annotation, biological process: RNA polymerase III preinitiation complex assembly. The record is from RefSeq and is a predicted model, not a curated record. The annotation marks the transcript as partial. Lineage: Eukaryota; Metazoa; Chordata; Actinopteri; Elopiformes; Megalopidae. Gene Ontology annotation, cellular component: transcription factor TFIIIB complex. The transcript is spliced from 12 exons.